This is a messenger RNA of Balaenoptera ricei (Rice's whale), 411 nucleotides long. RefSeq names its product G protein subunit gamma 8 (gene GNG8). The transcript has 4 exons. The record is from RefSeq and is a predicted model, not a curated record. The coding region runs from base 160 to 372 and encodes 70 amino acids. Gene Ontology annotation, molecular function: G-protein beta-subunit binding. NCBI's taxonomy places the organism in Eukaryota, Metazoa, Chordata, Mammalia, Artiodactyla, Balaenopteridae. Gene Ontology annotation, cellular component: heterotrimeric G-protein complex. Gene Ontology annotation, biological process: G protein-coupled receptor signaling pathway.
CGGGCCGCGGGCGCCCCCGUGUGGCCCGCAGGGGGCUGUAAGGAGAGGACAGCAGCCCGCACGGGUGUGCCUGGUGCAGAACACUGUGGCCGCCCGUGGGUGACGCCGGGAGGUAGUGUGUGACGCCAAGAGACUCACUGUCCCUGAGCAGCAACAGCCAUGUCCAACAACAUGGCCAAGAUAGCGGAGGCCCGGAAGACAGUGGAACAGCUGAAGCUGGAGGUGAACAUCGACCGUAUGAAGGUGUCACAGGCGGCGGCCGAGCUCCUGGCCUUCUGCGAGACUCACGCCAAAGACGACCCGUUGGUGACGCCGGUACCCGCCGCAGAGAACCCCUUCCGCGACAAGCGCCUCUUUUGCGUCCUGCUCUGAGCCCUCCCGACAGCUUACCCUCCCCUGUCAAAGUAUGAA